ACCGUGGCGCUGUCGGCACCUUCCGGCGGCCACCACUAUAACUAUUUCUUUUACCGUGUGUUCGUGACAAACAUGGCUCCUACAAAGCCAAAAUCAGCGGAAAAGUCCGCUCCCAAAAAAGAAGAGAAGAAGAAGCCCGCCUCAGCCCCAGCCGCUGCAGCUGGCGCUAGCACUUCCUCCAAAACCCCAGCUCCGGCCCCUAAAGCCGCCGCCAAAGCUGCAAGCAGUGGAUCUUCGAAGCCAUCUGAGAAGAAAACCACUGCCAAAACUCCAGCGCCUAAGCCCGCGGCCGCCGCUAAAGCUGCGACAACUGGCAAAGCGGCGCCGGCCCCUGCCGCCGCCGCCAAGGCUAAAGCUAAACCCACAGCGAAGACCGCGGCUAAACCUGCUGCCAAAGCCGCUGCUAAACCUACGGCUAAAGCGACAGUGAAGAAGGCGACUGCUAAGGUUGGAGCUAAGCCGAAAAUUCCACCAAAGGCACUGGUGACGAAGCCCAAGAAGACGGUGCCCGUUAAACAGCAAAAGGGGGUUGGAAAGAAGGUAGCGGCACCUGCAGCGCCGGUUCAGAAGGCGUUGAAAAUACAGAAGAAGGUGAUCAAGGGGCCUCAUGGCACUCACGCAAGGAAGAUCAGGACUUCGGUGCACUUCCAUCGCCCGAAGACAUUCAGACCACCCAGAAAUCCUAAAUACCCGAGGAAGUCGGUACCGAGUAGGACUAGGAUGGACGCGUAUAACAUUAUUAAAUUUCCGUUGACUACGGAAGCAGCGAUGAAGAAGAUUGAGGAUAAUAAUACUUUGGUGUUUUUGGUCCACACUAUGGCAAACAAGCACCAUAUCAGAGCUGCAGUUAAAAAGUUGUAUGACAUUAAUGUGGCUAAAGUCAAUACUUUGAUUAGGCCUGAUGGGAAGAAGAAGGCGUACGUCAGAUUAGCGAGGGACUACGACGCGCUGGAUGUUGCCAACAAGAUUGGGAUAAUAUAAAAGGUAUCUUCAAUUUUAAUUUUUUGUACAUUUAUGACAUGAAUAAAGUUGGAGAUGCUCUUUCUUAAGUUUA
This is a messenger RNA of Zophobas morio, 1054 nucleotides long. It is a transcript of the gene RpL23A, whose product is annotated as large ribosomal subunit protein uL23. Bases 73 to 981 code for a protein of 302 amino acids. The transcript is spliced from 2 exons. The record is from RefSeq and is a predicted model, not a curated record. Gene Ontology annotation, biological process: ribosomal large subunit assembly; translation. Gene Ontology annotation, molecular function: rRNA binding; structural constituent of ribosome. NCBI's taxonomy places the organism in Eukaryota, Metazoa, Arthropoda, Insecta, Coleoptera, Tenebrionidae. Gene Ontology annotation, cellular component: ribosome; cytosolic large ribosomal subunit.